Messenger RNA from Penicillium soppii, 402 nucleotides. RefSeq names its product S-adenosyl-L-methionine-dependent methyltransferase. NCBI's taxonomy places the organism in Eukaryota, Fungi, Ascomycota, Eurotiomycetes, Eurotiales, Aspergillaceae. The record is from RefSeq and is a predicted model, not a curated record. The coding region runs from base 1 to 402 and encodes 133 amino acids. The transcript has 2 exons.
AUGCUAAGAUUGGAAUCCUUCGAGCUGCAGGUCAUUCAAUCACUUCUCAAAGAUAUCAAAAAAUGCGUUGUGAAAUUUGAAACAACAAACUCGGAUCUGGCACGAGUUCAAGCACUUGAAAAUUGUCUGAAGUUGACCACGGCGCUUGAACACCCUAAAGAUGUGAUUCUGAAGUUGUUUCUUUCUCCUACCAAAGCUAUGGCAGUCAAGAUUGCUCAUGAUAUUGGUCUAUUUUCGAUUUUGACCAAAUCAGAAACAGAUAUUUCUUGUGAAGUGUUGUCUACCCAGAGUGGUGCACACCCACUGCUAGUCGGUUCGUUACCAUUGCCACUUUAUUUUCUGAUCUUUCUGCUUCUAGUUUCGUCACCUAACAUUCCGUGCCGAUCUGAUAUAAUUCUCUAA